AUGGAAGUUCUUUCCAAUAAGAUUGAUAGGAAACAAUUGAAACCAGGAGAUCACAUUUACUCAUUGAGGCAGGCUUACCUCUAUGCCCAUCACGGAAUAUAUGUUCGAGAAGGAAUGGUAAUCAACUUCACAAGAGGAACAAGUGGAACACAAACUCUUUUCGACCGUCUCUUUACAAGUUCAUUCCCCGCUUUGAAUGCUCGCAUUCCAUGCCAAAAAUGUGUUGAUGCUAACCAAACGAAGAGUAAUGGUGUCAUCAUGUCAUGCUUAGAUUGUUUCCUUUCUGGAGGUGAACUAUACCUCUUUAAGUAUGGUGUAUCCUGUGCUCUUUUUCUAGCCCAAGCUCGAGGAGGUACAUGCACCCUUGCUUCUUCUGAUCCAGCAGAAGAAGUCAUUUGCCGCGCUAUUUAUCUUCUUGAAAAUGGAUUCGGUGACUACAAUGUCUUCAAGAACAACUGUGAAGAUUUUGCAAUUUAUUGCAAAACAGGUCUCCUUGUGACCGGAAACAUCAGUGUAGCCGGCGGAAGUGGACAAGCUGCUUCUUGCUCGGCUGCUGCCAGUUCAAUAGCUACUUUACCGCUUAGGUUUGUGACCUCAAGUUUUUGUGGCAUAACAUUGGCUAGCUGUGGAACGUACUGCAUUAAAAGAUUGGUUUCUGAUAUUAAGUUUCGCCAUGAGAUACUUAAUGAUGCGAAAAAAGUUCCGGUAGAAAAAAUACAUGAAAUAGCCACGAAAAACAAAUGUUUAUUUAGUUGUGUGUUCACUCAAUCUUUUCGGUUUCCAAGACAAAAGUGCCAUGAAAAUAAAGAAGCUUACAUGUAG
Molecule: messenger RNA, 822 nt
Organism: Lathyrus sativus (Indian pea)
Lineage: Eukaryota; Viridiplantae; Streptophyta; Magnoliopsida; Fabales; Fabaceae
Source: the annotation of a GenBank genome assembly